Molecule: messenger RNA, 1098 nt
Organism: Blumeria graminis f. sp. triticale
Lineage: Eukaryota; Fungi; Ascomycota; Leotiomycetes; Helotiales; Erysiphaceae
Source: the annotation of a GenBank genome assembly
AUGUCUUCCCCUCACGAUCUUCGCGACAAUGGCGACGAGUACGUCAAUGGUCUAUCAAACCAUAAUAACACAGAGGAGCGACUCGGGCCCGACGGUGAUGUACUUCCAAAGACAGACGAAGAAUAUGUCGAAUCCCAAAUGACUCUACGUGCUAUUGUCUCCUCCAAAGAAGCAGGUAUCAUCAUAGGUAAAGGUGGUAAAAAUGUUGCAGAUCUCCGUGAUGAGACUGGUGUGAAAGCUGGGGUCAGUAAAGUGGUUCAAGGUGUGCAUGAUCGUGUGCUGUCAAUCACUGGGGGCUGCGAAGCCGUGUCCAGGGCGUAUGCCACUGUUGCGCGGUCACUUCUUGAAAGCGCAUCUUUAGUGACUAUGUCAAAUCUGGUGUCUAGCUCUGGAUCUCACCCUAUGAAACUGUUAAUAUCUCACAAUCAGAUGGGCACCAUCAUUGGCCGUCAGGGUAUGAAGAUUAAACAUAUACAAGACGCAUCAGGAGUUCGUAUGGUUGCUCAAAAGGAAAUGCUUCCUCAAUCUACAGAACGGAUAGUUGAAGUUCAAGGAAGCCCUGAAGGGAUUCAAAAGGCUGUCUGGGAAAUCUGCAAGUGCUUGAUCGAUGAUUGGCAGCGAGGCGCUGGCACUGUGCUUUAUAACCCCAUUGUUCGCACUCAACCCGGCGCAAAUAUUUCUCACAGCCCAAUAAAUGGUCGCACUGAAUACAAUUCUCGCGUCACGCGUACUGGAAAUGGUGCUGAUUUCAGCGAUGGUGCGCCCCACUCCUACAAUCGUCGCACAGAACCCAGUAAUGGCGGUCAGCGCGGUCCACCUACGCAUGACGAAAAUGGAGAAGAGUUACAAACUCAAAAUAUCAGUAUUCCCUCUGAUAUGGUUGGAUGUAUCAUUGGGAGAGCUGGCAGCAAAAUCAGCGAGAUACGGAAGAUUUCCGGAGCAAGAAUCAGUAUUGCAAAGGCACCUCAUGAUGAUACUGGAGAGCGUAUGUUCACAAUCAUGGGUAGUGCCAAAGCCAACGAGACCGCUCUAUAUCUCCUAUAUGAAAAUCUCGAGGCCGAAAAGAUGCGUCGAAGUCAGGAUAGUAGUCAGGAGUAG